Molecule: messenger RNA, 608 nt
Organism: Aspergillus fijiensis CBS 313.89
Lineage: Eukaryota; Fungi; Ascomycota; Eurotiomycetes; Eurotiales; Aspergillaceae
Product: acylphosphatase
Exons: 5
Coding region: 1-309 (102 amino acids)
Molecular function (GO): acylphosphatase activity
Source: RefSeq, a predicted model, not a curated record
AUGUCAUCGCAGCGAAUCGCAUUCAAAGUAUCUGGAACAGUGCAAGGAGUGGGGUUUAGAGACUUCACGCAGAAGCGCGCCACCGAGUACGGCUUGAGGGGCUGGGUGAAGAACACGCACUGCGGAAGGGUCGAAGGGGAAGCUCAAGGACCCGCGGAAUCAGUGCAGAAGCUGCUCAAGGACCUCAACAAUGGACCCCGUCUAGCACAUGUUGUCAAACUGGAGCAGAAGGAGGUUGGCGUGAAGGACGGCGAAGAGAAAUUCUCAUGCUACAAGACGUCGGAGUCGGGGUUUGCGAACAUUGAGUGAGUCGGGCUGUGUAUAGGGCACGUGCAUGCCAUGGUAGUCGCGUGUCUGCGCUUGCGUGUGCGUGUAGAAGGAAAAACGCACGCGAUCGUAAUAAAUGAGAGAGUAACAGUGCUGGGUGCUGGACAAAAGAUAGCAUACAGUGUGACUAACUUUUUAAAAGCAUUGUGUUGCAUGGGAUGUCCUAUUCGUAAGGGCGCCUUUUUCGAUUGGUGUUGUCUUGAAGUAUAGAUAGAGAUCAUGGAAAAGCAAACUUUGGAAGCUACGUAGCACUCCAACAAAAUUGGAACAACAAAUUCUCA